AUGAAAUGUUUUUCUAGUGUUUUCUCUCAGAGUUCUUUAGUACCAUUAGCGAAAAUUGCCAAUGCACCAUCACGUUCACUGCGUCUAUUAUGGGCAAUUGUUACAGCAAUCAUGUUUAUGGGAUUAUGUGUUUGUAUUAGCUUGGUUGUAAUGCAAUAUUUAAAACAUCAAACCGUGUUUCAAUUAGAUUAUUCCGGUCGACAUACUGUUUAUGAUCAAGUACCCGGUAUUACUAUAUGUCCACAAUCACAAGAAUCAAAAAGAUUAUUUUUAGAUGCAAUGAAACGUUACAACAUCAUGACACAACCUAUGCCAUUACCAUGGUUUAGUAAAUCGGUUAUGAAUCAAUUUCGUGCUAAAGCUAUGGAAAUUCAACCGGAUUUAAAAUUUGGUAUUAUUGUACAUCGUUUACCGAAAGGUGAAUUAGUAUGGAAUACAUCAAAGACGGCUUUAUCACCAAUUUAUAGAAUGUUGUUAAAUUUCAGUGUAGAAUUUCAAAUACAACCAUCUUAUUUAUCGGAUAGUUAUCGAUUGACUGUCAUGGAACAAUCUUUAUUAAUCAACCUUAAUUCUAAUAAAUUAACCAUGUCAAAGCAUUUUGGAGAUGAAUGGAACGAUAAAAAUGGCAUUUUAUAUUUGUAUACAUUUGUUACAAGUUAUGGCGAAUCCCGUACACGUAAAUACUGUCCUGCUGUAAUAGAUAUACACUCUAUAAACAAUUAUUUUGAAUAA
This is a messenger RNA of Schistosoma turkestanicum, 732 nucleotides long. NCBI's taxonomy places the organism in Eukaryota, Metazoa, Platyhelminthes, Trematoda, Strigeidida, Schistosomatidae. The record is from the annotation of a GenBank genome assembly.